Messenger RNA from Musca domestica (house fly), 2918 nucleotides. It is a transcript of the gene Ir21a, whose product is annotated as ionotropic receptor 21a. The coding region runs from base 90 to 2885 and encodes 931 amino acids. Gene Ontology annotation, molecular function: ligand-gated monoatomic ion channel activity. The record is from RefSeq and is a predicted model, not a curated record. Gene Ontology annotation, cellular component: membrane. The transcript is spliced from 6 exons. NCBI's taxonomy places the organism in Eukaryota, Metazoa, Arthropoda, Insecta, Diptera, Muscidae.
GCAUUUGUCAAGUUAACACCUGCUUUAAAUUGGAAAAGGUGUAACAUUGUCACUUCAAAUUUGUUCAUCCCAACAAGAAAUUGUUCAAAAUGUGUAAAAUCUUAAAAACGACUAAUUUAAUUCUCAUAAUAAUUUUAAUAAAUGGUGCCCGGUCUUUGAAUCAAAGUGAAUUAUUGCAAACCGAAGAUGAGUCGCCAGUGAAUUGUAUGAGUGAAAAAAUAAUUAAACGUUAUCAAUUCAAUACCGAUAUCUAUCAGUCGUGUGAAAGUCGGGAGGCCCAAGCUUUGCAUAACCGUAAACCGCGUCGUGUUGAGCCGAUUUUUCGUGGAAAACCCAAACCUCGUCGCGAUGUGUUGGCAACGAAAUUUCAUUUGAAUUUGGAUAAUCGCCAAACUGCAUCUCUGGUUUCGUUGGUCAACAAAAUUGCCACCGAAUAUUUAAGUAAAUGUCCACCCAUUAUCUAUUAUGACAGUUUUGUGGAAAAAUCGGAAAGUUUACUCCUGGAGUUGUUGUUUAAAACGUUUCCCUUCACCUACUAUCAUGGAGAAAUAAAUAGUCGUUAUGUGGCCCACAAUAGACGUCUUAAGAACUCCAUUGAUUCGAAUUGUCAAAGUUAUAUUUUAUUUUUAUCCGAUCCCCUGAUGACCCGCAGCAUUAUUGGCCCUCAAACGGAGAAUAGAGUUUUGGUCAUAUCACGUUCAACACAAUGGAAAUUAAAGGAUUUCCUCUCAUCGGAAAAGUCAUCAAAUAUUGUGAAUUUGUUAGUAGUGGGUGAAUCACUGACGGCGGAUCCGAAUAAGGAAAGACCAUAUGUCCUCUACACCCACAAAUUAUAUGCCGAUGGCCUGGGAUCCAACAAACCGGUGGUACUGACCAGUUGGCUAAGGGGUGGUCUCACACGACCCCACAUAAAUCUUUAUCCCAAAAAGUUUCAAAAUGGUUUUGCCGGACAUCGUUUUCAAGUGAUGGCGGUCAAUCAACCGCCUUAUAUUUACCGUAUAAAAACCCUGGACUUUACUGGGGUGACCCAGGUGCAUUGGGAUGGCAUUGAAUAUCGUCUGCUGCAAAUGAUGGGACAGAAAUUGAAUUUCUCAAUUGAUAUUUUGGAUAAUCCCAAUACGGGAAGAAAUGAAAGACCCUGGGAACUACUGGAGUACAAUGUGGCCCAACGUUUGGUUGAUGUUGGCAUGGGCGGCAUGUAUGUUUCCAAUGAUAAGCUGGAAAGUGUGGAUUUCUCGGUGGGACAUUCCAAGGACUGUGCCGCAUUCAUAACCCUGGCCUCUAAGGCCCUGCCAAAAUAUCGGGCGAUAAUGGGUCCCUUUCAAUGGCCCGUCUGGGUGGCGUUGAUAUGCAUUUACUUGGGUGCCAUAUUUCCCAUUGUUUUUACAGAUCGCCUGACGUUGAGCCAUCUCCUUGGCAAUUGGGGUGAAAUUGAAAAUAUGUUUUGGUAUGUUUUCGGCAUGUUUACGAAUUCGUUGACAUUUUCGGGCAAAUAUUCCUGGGCCAAUACACAAAAAGUAUCGACGAGAAUUUUAAUUGGUUCCUAUUGGAUAUUUACGAUUAUAAUUACGGCAUGUUAUACGGGAUCGAUAAUUGCUUUUGUCACCUUGCCCGCUUUUCCUGAUACGGUGGAUUCGGUAAUGGAUUUGCUGGGCUUAUUUUUUAGAGUUGGAACGAUUGAUAAUGGCGGUUGGGAAUAUUGGUUCCAAAAUUCCUCCCACGAACCCACAUUUCGCUUGUUCCAAAAAAUGGAAUAUGUCUCCUCGGUGGAAGAGGGUAUUGGUAACGUAACCCAAAGUUUCUUUUGGAAUUAUGCUUUCCUCGGUUCCAGAGCCCAAUUGGAAUAUUUAGUACAGGCGAAUUUUUCAAAUGAAAAUAUGUCACGCCGCUCAGCUCUCCAUCUUAGCGAGGAAUGUUUUGCCCUGUUCUAUAUUGGCUAUAUGUUCCCCAAGAACUCGGUAUAUAAACAAAAACUAAACUCCCUCAUAUUGCUAGCCCAACAAGCGGGGCUCAUCAAUAAAAUCGAAAGUGAAGUCAAAUGGGCAAUGCAAAGAUCAUCGGCUGGGAAACUGCUACAGGCCAGUUCCUCUUCACCCCUACGAGAAACCAUACAAGAAGAACGUCAACUAACCACAGCCGAUACUGAGGGAAUGUUUUUAUUGAUGGGCAUUGGUUAUGCGAUUGGUGCAAUUGCCCUGGUUUCGGAAAUUGUUGGUGGUAUAACGAAUAAAUGUCGACAAAUAAUAAAACGUUCUCGACAGUCUAUAUCCUCGGGUUGGUCAUCGAGACGUGAAAGUGUUGUUGUGCUGCCCGGCAAUGAGGCAAAAAAGAAAAUGCAUCAUAAGACGCGAGAAAAGAAGGGAUUUGGUUGGAGACAAUUGAAUUUAACGAGGACUACUCUCAAAGAAUUAUAUGGCGAUAAUCAUGGUGAAGUGCAGCAGGAACAUAAAAUCAAGAGUAGCCACAAAAGUCAAUGGGGUGGUUAUCACAACAUGGAUACGGAAAAUAAUUCCGAUGAUGCGGCAUCUCUCAAGUCCACCGUUAAUGAAUUCAUACUCAAUGAAAGACCCUCAAAGCACAACAAACAUGGUGACAUUAUUGAACAGGUGGUGGAUAGAUUUCUAAAAGAAGAAUUGGAAAAUACAUUAAAAACAUUUGAUCAAACCUUGGCCACCUAUCAGGAAGAUGAAGAGGAAAAUGAGGAACGAUUGUCUGCUGUUACCCAUCCAGAAGAUGCAGAAGAAAUAUUUGGAAGUUUUGUCAGUUCUUUUCUCGAUGAAAAUGCCAAGGUAUUAGAUAAUUUGCAAUUGUUUAAGGAUCCAAAUAGUGGAUCUGAGCAUGAAGCGCCACAAGAACAGGAAAGAGAAGAAAACACACAAAAGUAAAUUUUUUUCUAAAUUUAUUUUUAAAAAAAUGAU